AUGGAGGGCGUAACUCGGUUGAUGCCAUCUUUCUUAAGAAGCCAGUUACUGGCAGUUUGCCCGUUUCGUAUAUAUUUCCGACUUAGUUGUUGUGUAGACACACUAAUGUACGUAUUGGAAAUCUAUAUACUAUAAGUAUAGAAAUGUUUAUGUUAUGGUCACUCGCGAUAGAAUCGAUCGAUGAAGCGCUAGCUCUAUGCAACGUUUCUUUUUCUACCCCUUCCAAAAGAACGUUAUCUAUUCGUGGAGUUUAUCAUUUUUUUUACCUGAGUCGUUCUUCCAGUUUAUGGUGUAACAUAUCCGCACAUAGCAGUUUACUAACGAUAGACGGCACGUUCUCUUAGUUCGUAGGUCAACGACCCAGUCCGGGUUUGGUCGAUAGUGUUUGGGUUUACUUGCUUACAGAUGGUUCAGACAGACGACGAAUGAUAGUUUUUCAGCUGCAGUUUACGGAAAGGUAGCUCUUCUUUUAUAUAUAUAUAUAUAUAUCGAAGAAGAUGCCAUCUACACUGGCCUCAAGUAGAUAUUGUGUUAUCCCUACCUUCCGGGCUUUGUAUUUCACUUCAUGAACUUCUGGCAACACUUUUUUAUUAUUACUGUAUUAUUAUUAUUAAGUUAGAAAAUAAUUCCGGUUACUCCGAUAUAAUUCAAUUUCUUAUCAGUAAAAGUUUCUAGUUUAAAAAUGACUUUUUCUAUCUUUCAAAAUCUAAUUAUCCAUUAAUAAACAAUUAUAACCGGAUAAAAUUAGCUCAGGGAUGGGUAAAGAGGGAAUUUAUGACACUCGAGAGAACGUGAUCCACAGCAAACCAAAUUUAAUCAACUUCUUAGAUUUCCUAACUGCGUCAAAAGUAAUAGUAGUUAUCACUUCCUUUUGAAAGUGUCGUAAAAAUGGAGAUGGGUCUGUAAAUCAAAUACUCAACUGCCACUUUAAACGCUUCGUUAAUUAUUAUUAUUAAGUGUUUGAAUAUGACGACAGUUUUAUUAGACAUUUUAAUACGUUAUUCUAACUUCUGAUAUCAUUUAAAAAAACAGUAAGAUUGGCAUGAAACCUAUGUUUUUAUCCCCGUUAUCUAGCUUAAUCUGUGUGAACUUCAUUGUGAAUUAUGAUAUAGGUCCGUGUUAUUUGUGUGUAAACUAAAACGGACGUUUAUACAGCUGUAAAGUAUCUUUAGAUUAAAUCCUGACAACCGAUCAACUAGAUAUGGCCAGUUUAAGACGUAACAUGCCAGCCCGAGUUGUGAUGAGACUUCUGUAUGUCGCCUGUAUCUGGACGUGCCUCUGUUACGUAGUAUUUAAAUUGAGCUAUUCCAAAGGCCCAGUUACAUAUCUUUACGCUCACGUCAAUAGAGGGCUGUUAGAAAAAGUAUCUGGUGAAGUAAUUACGACGACCGCUUCGGCUGACAAUGUUCCUACACCCGGUAUACCGCAAAAGUUCCUUGAUCUCAACCCUCAAGUGGACAGUUCCCCCUCGUUGAGUGAAAAAGAGUUAUUGAGUUCAUUAGCCGAUCGUUCUAACCUUCCUCUCGCAUACUGGACCACAUAUAAAAACCGUCCUGUAGGCAACAAGACUUGCGCUCGCUUUCCCAGCCUAUACGAAUUAGAGUUUAAUAAUAUCUACUGGCAAACAUUACGCACUUCUAACGGCACUUUCUAUCUUUAUGGUGCCUAUUACGAUGAUAGAUGGAGAGCCGGUGGCAUACCCAUUGUAAGAAUAUUAGGAAUGGUAGAUAAAAUCAAACCACUCCCAACCACUUGUCAGCUUUGGUUCGAUGGGAUGAAAACUGCCGUUUUCUCUCCAACAACCUAUACUUACGGUUGGUACAGUAAAUGGGGCAAUUAUAAAGAUGGAAUUUUGCAGCCUUUUAUCAUCUCUUGUAAAAUACCGAAGAAGGAAUCGGGUGGUAAAGUACCAUCUUCAGUAUCUUUGGUCGAGCACAGAUGUGAUAAACCAACCACAAACUUACGAGUGAUCAACAAUCGACCGAAAGUAAAAGAAAACUUCGCUGUCUGCGUGAAAGGUCUGGAUUUUCUCCAUCAAGACUUGAGUGUACGAUUAGUGGAGUGGAUCGAGCUCCUGAAUAUUUUAGGAGCACAGAAAAUCUUUCUGUACGAGCUAGAAAUACAUCCCAAUAUCUCUAAAGUACUGCACUAUUAUAAGAAAAUGGGUCUGGUAGAUCUGACUCCCAUUACUUUACCCGGAAAUCAGCCAAAUAUACCGGGAUUCAGACACUUUUAUCUGAAAUCUAAGCUGACUCACAAAAGGCAAAAUGAAUUGAUUCCAUAUAACGAUUGCUUAUACAGGAAUCUUUACUCAUAUAGUUACGUAGUUUUAUUAGAUACGGACGAAAUAAUUAUGCCAAUUAAGCAUAAAAACUGGAAAGAUUUAAUGGACGAUGUUGUUAAAUUGGCGCUAAAGGAGAAAAAUUAUACACGAGCUAGUUAUAAUGUCCGUAAUGUUUAUUUUCUGGACGAUCUCCAAGAUGGCGACGAAUUGACUCAUGUAGCACACGAACAUGGUAUACCCCGAUAUUUUCAUAUGCUGCAACACGUCUAUCGAUCGAAAAAUUUUACUAAACCGGGCGCUUACGUUAAAUGCUUCCACAAUACGGAGAGAGUAGUAUCUUUGCAUAAUCACUUCCCACUGAAUUGUUUGGGGACUUGCACAACUUUCUCCAUUAAUACCUCUCUGGCUCAGUUGCAACAUUACAGGAAAGAUUGUGUGGGAUCAUUAAAAAACAGCUGCAAGACUGACUUUCGAAUCCACACCAUACGUGACACGAUCAUUUGGCGCUAUAAAGAUGAAUUAGUGAAAAGAACGGCGAACGUCUUAUCGAAAUUAGGAUUCUUUUCUUAAUCAUUAUCUAUCCGAGUCAUAUUUUUUAGUGAUUUUGACUAUUCACCGCGUGGUUCCGGUGAUGAUUUCAUGUGGGCAAUAGCACGCAAAACAAGACAUUCCUGUUUUAUGUGCAUAAAUUUGCAAGUAUGUCAAGGAGUACGAAAAGGUGAAUCAGGAAGAUGUUUUACAGGAAAGAAUUUUCAAUAUAAAAGGACCAGCGUAUUUGUAAAGUUGGAAACAAGUGUUCUUUUAUUUGUGUCAAACGGGUACAGUUUUUUUUUUGUUUGUUUAAUUUAUAUCAAAACAUUUUGGUGCCAUCUUUAAGUAGAUACUGAACAUUCCACGAGUGUGUUGAAGGGAAAAUGUGAAAUAGUAAAUUUUUUUUUAACUUUUAUUCGUAUUUAAAAUGAGUUCCUGUAGUCACCAACCGAUAAAUAUCACUCAUAAUUCGAAUAAAAUGACGUAUUUUAUACGAAACAACUCAUCCAUUCAAAUUGGCCCGAUAAACUUCAGUUUAUGAAGUGUAGGUGAAUCGAACAAUUAAAAUCCCUACUGAUUAAUUUGUUAUGAUUCGCCUCUCCCAAAUUUCCUCGUAUUUGUGCCUAUAAAACCUUAUCAUUCUUAACGUCAAUCUGUGAAUUCGAUGUGAAUAAAACCGAUUUCUUAACAGUA
Messenger RNA from Centruroides sculpturatus (bark scorpion), 3508 nucleotides. RefSeq lists its product as uncharacterized. The record is from RefSeq and is a predicted model, not a curated record. Lineage: Eukaryota; Metazoa; Arthropoda; Arachnida; Scorpiones; Buthidae. Bases 1202 to 2854 code for a protein of 550 amino acids. The transcript has 2 exons.